Messenger RNA from Paramecium pentaurelia, 546 nucleotides. The record is from the annotation of a GenBank genome assembly. Lineage: Eukaryota; Ciliophora; Oligohymenophorea; Peniculida; Parameciidae.
AUGUUAGAACUUAAAUAAAAUCUUACUCUUAAUGAUUUAGGUGCAGAAUAAGCCUUUUGGUUGAGUGAAAAGAAAGAUCCUUAUUCUGAAGUUAUUCUAUAAUUAAAUUAUAUUUAUAAAUAAAUAUGUCCUGUAAGAAAGUUUGAACUUAUUGGAAAAUUAAAAUAUACAAUAUGUAAAGUAAUAAUGCAAUAAAUUAUAAGUGUUUAGAUGAAUAUUAUAGUGAACAUCCUAUGAAAAAUAAGAAACAAUUGUAAGUUGAUAGUGAUCACUUUUUAAUUAUUUUGAUUUACACUUUGAUUCGAUAAAAUUAACCUUUAUUUUUGAUUCAUCUUAAAUUCAUACAAUUUACUAUGUCAAAUGAAAUAGGUAAAUGAAUCAAUUUUAUUAUUCUAUUUAGAAAUAGAUAGAGGUUAGAAUUCUUGGGUUUUUGUUAGCCUCAUUGCUGCUGUUACUUAGAUUUAAGAAAAAGAUAUUUGCAGAGAUAAUCUAUAAAAUUGUUUAGAAACAGUUAUUUAAAGUUAAUUCAUAAUAGAAGGAAUAUGA